ACGUGUGACCUCUGCGUGAUGUCAGUUCCCAGAACACACCUUCUUAUGGGCUCAGAGCUGAGUGUUUCUCAGACGAAUGAGCAAAGAGAGCUUUGGAGCUGAUCUCUAACACUGCGUUGGCAGAGCUACGCUGAACCGGGACGGAAAGCAUGGGUAUUCUAUAUUCAGAGCCCAUCUGCCAGGCUGCCUACGAUGAUGACCUCCAUCAGGUGGUUCGACUGGUGAAAACGGAUGCCAGAAAUCUAAAUGUUCAAGACGAGCUGUUCGGAGACACGCCGAUCAUAGCUGCCUGCAGGCGGGGAAAUGUCCAAACGGUUACGUACCUUCUCCAGCAAAAUGCAGAUGUAUCAAUACGGAACAAGAAGCAAAGGACCUGUUUGCAUUAUGCUGCACGGAGAACGUUUUCCUUUCUGGACUACCUGAUGAUUGUAAUUCUGAUGCCCAUCUUACUGAUAGGAUACCUCAUAAUGGUGGAAAAGACAAAGAGGAACGCAAACCUGAUGAAGCUUAUUUUGAACUCAAACGUGGAGAUCAAUGCUGUGGACUGUAAAGGAAACACUGCACUUCAUUAUGCCUGUCAGCGAAAGAGCGACCACCUUGUUUCGCUGCUGCUGGACAAAAACGCUGACAUUUCUAUCACAAAUGCGGAUAACGAGACCCCGCUGGAUAUUGCCCGAAGACUGAAAUUUAAAAAUAUUGUCACCAUUCUGAAAAAAUCGGACUGAAUAAUGGGCAACGGUAGACAAAUGGAGACCGCCAUCGCCAUGGUAACACCGUUGCAUGAGAACACCUUCAAGUCAGCGGCUGUAAACCGUCAUCCUGCCAGUCGACCGAAUAUUCUGGCUUUCGUUCCAUCUCUCAUCAGAGGAUUGCAAUUAAGGAAAUGAUUGUUCUGAAAUGCAAAAAAAGCAGAAACGACAAGUGUUCUUGUGAACAGCACAGGGACAAUUAGGCCGAAAAAGAAGCGAAGGUGUCAGAUUUUGUCUCGAGGAAUGAACGCAGACUCUACCAGGACGAGGGAUCACAUCUGUUGCUAUAACUGGUAAAAGUAAAAUUCACUGUGUUCACGUUUUGCAGGAUGAGCCUUGCUUUGCAAUCAGGGCUUUUACCCACCCCCCCCAGUAUUUUACAUGCUUCUUGGGACCUGGUUGAUUCACUGAUCUGUGGAAUCUCACACACCAUAUUUAAUGCACUUGUACAUUUUAUUAUUAUGGUAACAGCCCAAAAUGGUGUGUAGUUGCCACCUUUAUUUAUUACAUUGAUUAACAGAAGGUGAGGCCUUUGGUUGAAAGGAA
Messenger RNA from Scleropages formosus (Asian bonytongue), 1295 nucleotides. It is a transcript of the gene ankrd22, whose product is annotated as ankyrin repeat domain 22. Bases 150 to 725 code for a protein of 191 amino acids. The transcript has 6 exons. Lineage: Eukaryota; Metazoa; Chordata; Actinopteri; Osteoglossiformes; Osteoglossidae. Gene Ontology annotation, molecular function: protein binding. The record is from RefSeq and is a predicted model, not a curated record.